This is a messenger RNA of Ictidomys tridecemlineatus (thirteen-lined ground squirrel), 3025 nucleotides long. It is a transcript of the gene Slc38a3, whose product is annotated as solute carrier family 38 member 3. Gene Ontology annotation, molecular function: L-glutamine transmembrane transporter activity; L-histidine transmembrane transporter activity; L-asparagine transmembrane transporter activity. The record is from RefSeq and is a predicted model, not a curated record. Gene Ontology annotation, cellular component: plasma membrane. Gene Ontology annotation, biological process: asparagine transport; L-glutamine transport; amino acid transmembrane transport. Lineage: Eukaryota; Metazoa; Chordata; Mammalia; Rodentia; Sciuridae.
CGGGGGCGGGGCCGAGCGCCCUUCAUCCCCAGCCUCUGCUGGCUCUGUUGCAGCCCCGCGCUCAGUUGGAGAGCAGAGCAGACCGAGCCAGCCUGAGCCAAGCGCCGCGCGUGCCCACCCACGAGGCCAGAUAGCCUGAUUGUUGGUGUGAGAACUAUACUCCCAGUGGUCGUCCCUGAGCCAUGGAGGUACCUCUGCAGACAGAGAUGGUGGAGCUGGUGCCCAAUGGCAAACACAUGGAGGGGCUGCUCCCAGUCAGCACACCCACAGCAGGCAACCAGAGAGCUGAGGACUCUCGACAGAGCUGUGUGGAAAGUAAGGGCUUCUUACAGAAAAGCCCCAGCAAGGAGCCACACUUCACCGAUUUCGAGGGGAAGACGUCGUUUGGGAUGUCAGUGUUCAACCUCAGCAAUGCCAUCAUGGGCAGUGGCAUCCUGGGACUCGCCUAUGCCAUGGCCAAUACAGGCAUCAUCCUUUUCCUGUUCCUAUUGACGGCCGUGGCCCUCCUCUCUAGCUAUUCCAUCCACCUGCUUCUCAAAUCCUCAGGAAUUGUGGGCAUCCGCGCCUAUGAGCAGCUGGGCUACCGUGCCUUUGGAACUCCUGGAAAGUUGGCAGCAGCCCUGGCCAUCACACUGCAGAACAUUGGAGCCAUGUCCAGCUAUCUGUACAUCAUCAAAUCUGAGCUGCCUCUUGUCAUACAGACAUUCCUGAACCUGGAGGAGAAGACCUCGAUCUGGUACAUGAAUGGGAACUACCUGGUGAUCCUGGUGUCCGUCACUGUCAUUCUGCCCUUGGCACUGAUGCGGCAGCUUGGCUAUUUGGGCUACUCCAGUGGCUUCUCUCUCAGCUGCAUGGUGUUCUUCCUAAUUGCUGUCAUCUACAAAAAAUUCCAAGUUCCCUGUCCCCUGCCUCUCAACUUAGCCAACGUCACUGGCAACUUCAGCCACACAGAAAUCCUUGAGGAGAAAGUGCAGCUGCAAGGAGAACCUGAGGCUGCUGCCCUCUGUACCCCGAGCUACUUCACACUCAACUCACAGACAGCAUAUACCAUACCCAUCAUGGCCUUCGCCUUCGUCUGCCACCCUGAGGUGCUACCCAUCUACACAGAGCUCAAGGACCCCUCCAAGAGAAAGAUGCAACAUAUCUCCAACCUGUCCAUUGCCGUCAUGUACGUCAUGUACUUCUUGGCUGCUCUCUUCGGCUACCUCACCUUCUACGACGGGGUGGAGUCAGAGUUGCUGCACACCUACAGCAAGGUGGACCCAUUUGAUGUUCUGAUCCUGUGUGUACGCGUGGCCGUGCUGACAGCUGUCACACUCACAGUGCCGAUUGUUCUGUUCCCGGUGCGCCGUGCCAUCCAGCAGAUGCUAUUUCAGAAUCAGGAGUUCAGCUGGCUGCGGCAUGUGCUCAUUGCGACUGGUCUGCUCACGUGUAUCAACCUGCUGGUUAUCUUUGCCCCCAACAUCCUGGGCAUCUUUGGGAUCAUCGGUGCCACAUCUGCCCCAUGCCUCAUUUUCAUCUUUCCUGCCAUCUUCUACUUCCGAAUCAUGCCCACUGAGAAGGAGCCUGCAAGAUCCACCCCCAAAAUUCUGGCCCUUUGCUUUGCUGUUCUUGGCCUCUUGCUGAUGACCAUGAGCUUGAGCUUCAUCAUCAUUGACUGGGUCUCAGGAACCAGCCAGCAUGGAGGAAACCACUAGGAUGACCCCAAACCGUUUCGUUUAAUUGUCCUAGUGCCCCUGCCUAGACUCUCCAGCCCCUGCUUCCAUCCAGUGGCUAGUCAGGGGGAGAAAGAUAGGGGAGACAGACAUGGAAAAUACUAUAGCAUUUGGCCCCGCCCAUGUCCUCUCCAUGGAAGGUUUUUGUUAAAGAACUAGGACCAAGGCCCUGGGGCACUACCUGCAGGGCUCCCAAGCUUUAGAGGCUUCCUGAGCUGUGAACAGGGUGGGGUUAUUGCCUCAGAUCCCACUCAAAUCCCUCAUCUCCCUGGCAGAGUUGCAUAUGCUGGGGCCCAACAACUGCUUCCUGAGGUCACAGCCUAGAGGCACACAGAGCUAGAACCCAGGCCUGCAGUCAUUCUUCCACUCUGCUGCAAGGUUAGGGUCUGAACCCAAGGCCUCAUCUCCUCCAUCCCACUUGCUUUCACUCCCUCUAUCCCUUUGGCCCCUUUUGGACACUUGGGCUCAGGCCCUUGAAUACUCUUAUUCUCUUUUCCCAUCCCUUCCAUGAGAGUAGACCCCAUCCAUAGCUGGGGCCACAAGGUUAUGCUGAGGAUAGGGUUAGCAUGGGUCCCCCCAAGGAACCCUAGCCUUGUCCCUUCACCAGUCCUGGGGAGGCUGGGACUCCCCCACCCCAAGCCUGGAUCAUAGCUCACAUUCCACUGCUGGGAGAAGAGGGACCAAGCCUAGAGUGUCCUGCUCCUGGGAGCCAAAGACCCCAAGGGCCAGAAUGGGAUAGGGCUGGGAAGGACUGGCAGCCCCCUUUUAUAAAUAUACAUAAGACCAGCUGUGUUUUAUAUUCUUGGUUUCUAUAGUCCCUGGGUUCCUAGAAAGUGGGAUAGGGUCAGGACAUGGAUAGUGAUGGAGAGCCCCCUGUCUCCUCGCCUGGAUGAGGGUGGAGACAGGGCAAGACCCCCACAUACCCCUUCUCCUGCCUCCCAGUACAACUAAUGGCAUGCUCAGAUCCAGCUCUGGGCCUGGGCCAAGCUCAACACAGACCUGCUUUCUCACGGAGUGAGGUGGGGAGGAAUUAAUGAGGCCCCAGGAAGUGGGACAGAGAGAGGCCUCCGGAAGGAGGCAACGUGAGGUGCAUCCCCAGCAGCUUCACAGAGGGUCUGAGUUGGGGGCAGCUGAGCCCUGAAGAAGCACCAGGAAGGGCCUCUUGCCCUCCCCUGGCUCCGAGGCUGCCAGGUUAACCCUCUGUCAAUGCCUUGAGUCUAGGGACAAAAGUCCAGGGAUCCUAUGCCCCAUUGGGCUGAUCUUUUUAUUAACAGUAAAAUCAACUGUGAAUAAAGGUGGGUUAGUGAGUU